AUGAUAUGGAUGGAUUCGAAUCGUAAAACAUUAAGCAUUUAUGUGCUAAGAUUAAAUUUACCAUUAAAACCAUCCGGAGUUGAUUUAUCAAUUGACAGUGAUGAUGAAGAAACACUCGAGUUUCAUAUAAGACCUCGAGUAUUUUAUGUAUGCAAUUUAUGUUUAGUUUGUAUGAAUACCUGUACAACAGGCGUUAAGUGUAAUAAUUGUCAUAUGGUUUAUUAUUGCACGGAAAAUCAUCGGAAUGAGGAUAAAUCGAAACAUAAUGAAUUGUGCUGUGCAUUAUCACGUGUAUGUAAAGGUAUGGAAGGUUUUUCAUUGGCUAAAAGUUUACCACCAGAUUUAUACCGUUCAUUUCGUAUGAAAACAAUAGAUGUUGUUGAAAGAUUAAUUCGAAGACGUUUAGAUUUAUGGGAACGUGAAAUAUUGUUGUAUCCAAAAAUAUGCCGUUCAUGUAAAAAAAUAGAUGAUGAUUUAAUUUGUUGCUAUAAUUGUAAUAUUGAUUUUUAUUGUAUUAAUCACAAAGAUGAACAUGAUAAAUGGUGUAAAGAUUUUCAAGUAUUUCGCAAAAUAUUGUGGAUGCAGCAUCAGCACGGCUUUGUUGAUCCUGAUGUACCGGUUGUAUUUUAUAAAGAACCACAUGUCUUACCAGACAAUUUUGAUUUAUUAAUGUAUCAUAUGUAUGACAAUAGUCCUAUAUAUAGGCGGAUUGAUUGCUAUACUUAUGCGAGUUUGUCUUAUAUUUCAACGGUGCCAUUGACAUCAUUAUUUGCAAUGCAAAAAUCAAUUUAUAACUGGGAAUUAAAAAGUGAAUUUGUUAUUCAUAUUAUUGGCGCUGAAUUUCAAUUCGAGUGUGCGGCUUUACGUGUUUGGGAAAAAUUAUUCCUUCAUUUUUUACCCAAGUUGAAAAAAUUACAUUUAGAAUUUACUGGUCCGGAAUUAUAUUUACCCCCACAAUUACCGUGUGAAUUAUUGGGUAAAAUAAAAAUGUGCAGACGUUGUAAAUUAGAGAAACGUAAAAUUUUUAUUUCGUUUAAUGAUAAAAAAUUAUAUCAUAAUACGGAUGAUAAAAAACCUGCUGAUUUAAUUUGUUUAUUCAAUCCGGGAUUGUAUCGUGAAACCGGUUAUGAUGGUAUUGACACAUGGCCAUUGACAAUUAAAAAAUUUUGCGGCGCUAAAGUCCCAGUUGUCAUUACUUCAUACACGGAAUUUGAAAUACCACGUGAUAUUGAGAGAAUUAAAACAAUUUGUGGUAUUGAAAUGCUUUUAGAGCCUCAGAGAAAUCAAUUUGCGGCCGUUAAACCUGAUAGAAAUUUUGUUAGUGAUGAUGUUGUCCCUUUGAUGUAUAAAAAUUAUUGUAUAAGCAUUGUCAAAGGUUUAUAA
Messenger RNA from Microplitis demolitor, 1383 nucleotides. RefSeq lists its product as uncharacterized. Bases 1 to 1383 code for a protein of 460 amino acids. The record is from RefSeq and is a predicted model, not a curated record. Gene Ontology annotation, cellular component: extrinsic component of mitochondrial inner membrane. The transcript has 3 exons. NCBI's taxonomy places the organism in Eukaryota, Metazoa, Arthropoda, Insecta, Hymenoptera, Braconidae.